This is a messenger RNA of Dermacentor silvarum, 753 nucleotides long. Its product is annotated as nucleoside diphosphate kinase-like. The record is from RefSeq and is a predicted model, not a curated record. Gene Ontology annotation, biological process: CTP biosynthetic process; GTP biosynthetic process; UTP biosynthetic process. Bases 27 to 635 code for a protein of 202 amino acids. The transcript has a single exon. NCBI's taxonomy places the organism in Eukaryota, Metazoa, Arthropoda, Arachnida, Ixodida, Ixodidae. Gene Ontology annotation, molecular function: nucleoside diphosphate kinase activity.
CCAGUUUAUCACGAGCAGUUGCCGCCAUGUCACGCGCAUUGCCAGUAGACCAAGCCUACGACCAGGCAGCGUUUCCCACGACAUCCAGCGAAGAACUGCGGUCGGCCUCGGAGCAUCCCACCAACCGACCCUGCGUUCUGUUACCGCAAUCUGUCCGCGUUAAAUUGGAGCCCGCCAUGGCGCCCAGGGAACGCACCUUCAUCAUGGUCAAGCCGGACGGCGUCCAGCGAGGCCUCGUCGGCGAGAUCAUCGCGCGCUUCGAGAACCGCGGCUACAAGCUGGUCGCGCUCAAGUUCAUGAUGGCCGGCGAUGCGUUGCUCAAGGAACACUACGACGAUCUCGCCGGUAAGCCUUUCUUCAACGGCCUGAUCAAGUUCAUGCAGACCGGUCCAUGUGUGCCCAUGGUGUGGGAAGGCGCGAACGCCAUCCUCACCGGUCGGGACAUGAUCGGCGCCACCAACCCGCUCCAGGCCAAGCUGGGCACGGUGCGCGGCGACUACUGCAUCCAGGUGGGACGCAACUUGAUCCACGGAAGCGACAGCGUCGAGAGCGCCAAGAAGGAGAUCGCGCUGUGGUUCAAGGAGAGCGAGCUGGUCGACUGGAAGCCCCAGAUGGAGUCGUUGUUGUACGAGUGACCAUGAAGAUGAACUGGCCGGUGUUGUUUGCCCCCUUGGCGAGAUACUGUGCUGUUUUAUCUGGCCGCAGCGAGAGUACGUUGCUCUGCAGAAUAAAGGUUGUUUGGCUUCACAGUGG